UAAAUUUUAAUCAAUUCGAUUUUGAUCCAAUUUUAUUUGGUUCCAAUUUCGAUUUGGAACUUGUGGAAGGAAAGUAUGACGAAUCUGAUGACGCUUGGUUGGUUUAAUUGAUAUAAUCUUUUAACCCUUUUGCGUAGGCAUUGACGCAAUUCAACCAAUAAAUAAAUAGCUUGCUCAAGGAUGACUGCUGCCUUAUUCAUUCAAACUUUGACUUCUAUUUUUCCUGUGGUGCAGUGACCAAGCUGCCCCUCUUGAGCCACUGACUAUAGCAGACAUUCAUGGGGCAGUAGUGGAAUUCUGACACUCGAGUUAUGCAAUGAUGCAUCUUCCAAGGAGACGGAUUUGCUCUAAACCUUUUCAAAUUGUUUCUUUCAAUCUUCGUAAUCUAUAAAUCUGAAGGUUUUCUUUUGCAAUCUUCAGUUAUAAACAACACAACUCUUUCUCUCUUCUCUGCUAACUCACCCAAUCUUCUUCAUGGCAAGUGAAAUUACUAGCGAGGCAGCAGUAGCAUCUUCUUCCCUUCCACUCAAUGGUCGGGUAGCUAUAGUAACUGGAGGUUCGCGUGGAAUUGGACGUGCCAUUUCCACUCACCUUCACUCCCUAGGUGCAAGAGUUGUGAUCAAUUAUGCUUCAAGUUCCACCCAAGCUGAUCUCCUUGCAUCUGAGCUCAAUGCCUCAGCUGCAUCAGCUUCUCGUCCACAAGCGGUUGCUAUCAGAGCUGAUGUUUCAGACCCAUAUCAAGUCAAGCAACUCUUUGACAGAGCCGAGCAAGAAUUUGGCUCAAAAAUCCAUAUCCUCGUAAACUGUGCUGGAAUUAUGGAUCCAAAGUACCCCACUUUGGCCAAAACAACAGUGGAGGACUGGGAUAUGACUUUCAAUGUCAACGCCAAGGGUGCAUUCCUGUGUUGUCGCGAGGCAGCUAAUAGGUUGGCUCGGGAAGUUGGUGGAAGAAUCAUAACAAUAACAACAUCUAUCGUUGGAUCAAAUCUUCCAGGAUAUGCAGCUUAUGCUGCCUCCAAGGCAGCAGUGGAGACAAUGACAAAGAUACUAGCCAAGGAGCUGAAGGGUACAGGAAUAACUGCUAAUAGUGUUGCUCCAGGACCUGUGGCUACAGAGCUGUUUUUUUCAGGUAAAACUGAGGAAACAGUGAAGAGAAUGGCUGACGCUUGCCCUUUAGGCCGACUUGGUGAGCCUAAGGAUGUAAGUCAAGUUGUGGGAUUCUUGGCUAGUGAUGCAGGGCAGUGGAUCAAUGGACAAGUCAUUAGGGUUAAUGGGGGAUCCGUUAUCUAAAUGUUAUGUGUGUCUACUUAUCUGAGACUUGUACUUUCCUUUUAUAUGUUCUUGAAUUUGUUUACCUCUGCCACUAUUUGUACCUUUUUUUUUUUUUAAUUUACCCGUCUAAUUUACUUGUUGAAAUCAAAAGAGUACUAGAAUCGAAAUAAAACGUAGAAUGGUAAUUUUUUAUUUA
Messenger RNA from Hevea brasiliensis (rubber tree), 1468 nucleotides. RefSeq names its product NADPH-dependent aldehyde reductase-like protein, chloroplastic. Lineage: Eukaryota; Viridiplantae; Streptophyta; Magnoliopsida; Malpighiales; Euphorbiaceae. The coding region runs from base 475 to 1290 and encodes 271 amino acids. The record is from RefSeq and is a predicted model, not a curated record. The transcript has a single exon.